UCCGGACGUGGACGUUGUGUGCGCGGAAGACCCCAAAGCACCGGUUAGAGUUGCCUGUUGUGCGUUGUGACCAUAGGUGUCAGCUUGCGGUUGUCGGUGUGGGCAGUGUUUUGACGAUCUUGGGAUACCCAUAAAAAAGGGAAUUGUGCGAGUAACCUGUCAAGCAGAAUUAACACUGAGUUGGGUAAGGGCGUGCAAGUGCGGAAAUAAUUCGCAGCAACCGAGCAGUAGAAUGUUACGCCAGUAGCACCCUGCAGAGUGGUAUCCGCCCAACAACAGUGAAUCGAGGGGGCUGAAGCGUGGCUCGAAUGGUUUGGGCAGGGCAGAGAGCAAAAGAGCCCUUCGGAAGCAAGACGCCGAAAUAAGUCUUCGCGUCUGAUGCAGUUCUGAAUAAUUUAGGCGACGGAAGGAGAUAAACGUACAUUCAAACUGACAAGUGGGUCAGAAGGAGUUCGAGGAGUGUGGGGUACGAAUGUGUGGACGGCCGGACAAGGAACUGAACGUGACGCUCGCUUGGUGAAGCUGCUGUGGCUGCUACGAUGGCAGUGCUACACUGAUGGUGGGAAAAUUUAUGGAAAAAGCGUGCCCCAACUUCUGCUUUGCGGAUUAGAGUGUUGCUUGUAGUCCAAAUCCACACUUUGUAGUUUCAUAAGCGUAGGAAAGCAAAAGUAACUUUCUUGAUUAAUGGUGGUAGUGGUGCAAAUUUGCUCUAAUUACUAAUAAUCGUACCGAGGUCAGAGCGCCGUGUUACAUCGACCAACGUAGCAGAUCCGCCCCAAAGAUCAUAAAUCUCUAACAAAACUAUUAAUCAUCGCUCCGGCUGGACUAUCCCGUCGGAAGAAGGAUUCCAAUAAAAUAUAAAUUUGCUGAAAACACCAGCCCAGUAGUGCACAAAUAAAAACCCUAACACAAAACACAUUGUUUGCUUUUGCUGUGCCUCCCACCCAGUGGAUACCGAACUGAUCCAAGAGCCAGCAAAAACAAAACAACAACAACAUUCCUAUAAAUUCGCAAAUAUUCUCCAAUUUCCACGUAGUUUUGCCUCCCGCCCCUCACGGGAUUUGGCAGGAAAAGAGGAUUAUAGAUUUUUUGCCGAAAACAUCCAAGCUCGCUUCGAACUAUGAAACAGUGAAAGCACUCUGGUGCGGGAUUAAAUCCUUGGUGGAAAAUUUUUGCCAAUAUAGCAACAAAUUCGGUCAAAGCAAACCUCUAUCCCCAGGAGCGGUGUCACCACGAACCGAAAGGUGGUGGUGCCGGUUUUCGCGAGACCACUUUCACAGUCAGUCAGUAGUGACGGAUGGAACAGUGAAUGGUGGUACUGCCACCGAGCGUAGCCACACUUCUGGGGCAUCCAUCGGUGAUUGUGUGUGAGUGUGGUGGUGGAUGGUGGUGGUGUGCAGUCUGAUGUGGGGUGGUGUGGUGUCGGGAAUGCAGCAUUCGCAUGUGUGCCACUCGAUAGUGUCAUCCAUCAAAUGAAAAGUGCACCAUCAAUUGGAAGCUUUGUGCUCUGUCUGUGAAGUGUGCUAACCGGACACAGCUGACUGGUGGUGGGUUGUUUGCUGGUGCUGCAAAUGCGAAAUGACAGGUGCUUUGCUGGUUUGGGAGUGUGAAAAUUGAAAAUAGGCGAAAAUAAAAACAACUAGUGGAGCGGAUCAAGUGUUUUAUUUUUAGUGCCGGGUUUUAUUAUCGCUGACGCGCUAACGGGGAUUAAACAUUUUAAUACUUGAUCGACAAAGUGUAAAUACUGAUAAAAAGUGUGGCUUGUGUGCGGUACAAUUAUUUUGGAUUUUGAUCCCCGGGUUGAGCCGGAAAGCGGUUUGAAGAUAAUCUGCACGACCGUUUUGACAUGACAACGCUACUCAAAUCACGAACACCAAGUGCUUAUAUAAUUCAAACGUAUAAAUCCAACAGUUUUGCUCACUCCGAACGCAUUGGAGGUCACAACCAUCAUGCAACGUGGUCGUCAUUUAAAUUUAGUUCUGUUGUUGGCGGUGUUGGGAUGUGCACAGGGAAAGAACGUGGUUGACAUCACCGACUACUUCCAGGAUUGUGAAAAUGGGAAGCCACUACCGGCUAUUGAUGUGAGUGAGCUUGAAUCACUGGAGGAUGACAACGGAAAUCCAACGCUGAACGGCAAAUUUAAAAUCGAAGGCGACUAUAACGAUCCAAUUAAGCUGAAAGUAUAUUCCAAACGUUUGAAGCAAGGAACUUGGACCAAUGGCGAGAUCUCCCGCGAUAUACCCAACUUGUGUCUCCUGCUGACGAGUAACUGGGAGCCCUGGUAUCCGAUGUCUAGUAAGAUGCAGCGGAAAAAAUGUCCCUACAAUGCGGGGCACGUUGAAACGUUCGACAAUAUCCUGAUGGGAGACAUGGGAAUGGACAUACCGGAUGCAUUUUCCGGCGAGUGGCAGAUGUAUAUCGAGGCAACCACCUCGAGAGGAGGCGAGAAGGUUACCGAGUGCGUGAGGCUGGCGUUCACCAUCAAGGAAAUUUAGGAAUGUUCAAGAAGCAGAAAGAAGAGUACCAGUUGAUAUGUAUUUCAAGUUGCUUAUUCUUUAGUAGGGGAGAGGGGGUAACAAUGAAACACAUUUUUUAUACGAUUUAAUUUUGAUGAUAAUACAUGUUAUUUGUGUACCCAAAAGUGAUACAUAGUUUCACUCUGUUGUUAACUAAUACAUAUAUUUUUUCCAGCUGGUAAAAUUCACGGAAAAUAACUUUUUUUGGGUAAUACACAGUCGGUGGUAAAAUGUACCAGUGAGCCCCAUGGGUAGGAACUAUGAAACACGACGUCGUCUACAGUGAAAUAUUCUACUUGCAAAUUUCAUUCUUUUGUUUUGACGAAUAAAGAUCCUAAAGCUUCCUAUUAAAGUUAUUUUGAGACGCAAAUCGUUUGUUUACGCAAGAUAUCACUAUAUCAUCGCGUAAUAUCGGACCACCAUAUAUGCAUAUAAGAUGCAAUUCUGAAAGAAGCGAUAAUUUCUACAAAACUUGCCUAAAUUGACAAACUUUCCAUUUAAUGAGUUGUAUUUAUUGUGGAAAAUCGGAACCCAUUCACAUUUUAAUAUGAAUCACAAAAACAAAAAAAAUUCACUGUUACCCAUAUAUCAUCGUUUCACAGUUAACCAAUGGGUCUAUUUAUAAAGAUUGUCAAACUACACAGAACCAUGACAAGUUACCAAAAAACUUUGUUCGCGGCAAAUGUUGAGCAUAAAAUUUGCUACAAAUAACAGUAGAAUAAACAUUUAUCUGGUGAACGGUAACUCAUUAAAAUGGAAUAAUGAUUUUUAUUGCAAAUUUACUCUGACUGUUAUAAAACAAACAAAUAUCCAUUAAAAGAGAUAGAGUUAUCUGAAGUCUUCCAAAAUAUAGUAACACGUGUAAAGAAUUAGAAACCAUGAAAUAUGAGGGAAUGAGACGAUUAUGUUCAUGCAUUAUGAUUUUAUUGCGAUUGUUUCAUAGUUCCUGCUGAUCCACCGUUACCCUCUCUCCCCUACAUUAAUUUUAUACAUCGUACUGCGCGAGUUUAACGAGUAAAUGGUUCUAUUAUGGAUGUUUAGUGAAUUAACAAUAAAAAUAAAUGGGUAUAAGAAAUUGGCAGAUUCGGCUUGGAAAUUUGUUUGACACGGCUCAAUGCGCUGGCUUCACUUAACCAUGGGUAUUUUAUGUUUUUAUAAAACGUUAAAAAAUUAUUUCUGUCCGUUGAAUCCUGUGGACGCAGUUUGCUGCUGCGUGUUGGGAUUCUUGACGACACAGUUUCCAUACAAUAAUGCAAUAUUAAAAUAACGUUUUCUCCAAUUUUCACUGCGAAAUGUUAAAAAUUGGACGAGUUGCAGAGCAUUUCCGGAAACACCUCGAUGAAACGUGGUGUAUAUCAUAACUCAAAUCUAAUGGACAAAUCGUUUUGAAUUUUGGCAAAGCUUUUUUAUAUUGUUUCCCAGGUGAAGCUAUUUUCAAAAUUAUUACUGUUUUUAUUUUGACAAUAACGUUUUGGCUGACUUUUUUUUGGCGAAAAUCGGAUUUUUGACGUCCUAGUGAGAAAUUUUGGUGUUUACCCAAUUUUUCUCCUUAGGGUGAAAUAUAGCGUAGUGCUUUCGCAUAGGCCUGCUAGCCAAAACAAGUUUCGGCUUCACUGUGUCUUAUCGGCAUAAACAGAACUUCUGCUCGGACGGGACAUCACGUUUGACCAGUCGUUCGAUUGAAAC
This is a messenger RNA of Topomyia yanbarensis, 4202 nucleotides long. RefSeq lists its product as uncharacterized. The record is from RefSeq and is a predicted model, not a curated record. Bases 1950 to 2495 code for a protein of 181 amino acids. NCBI's taxonomy places the organism in Eukaryota, Metazoa, Arthropoda, Insecta, Diptera, Culicidae. The transcript has 5 exons.